Molecule: messenger RNA, 1192 nt
Organism: Oryzias melastigma (Indian medaka)
Lineage: Eukaryota; Metazoa; Chordata; Actinopteri; Beloniformes; Adrianichthyidae
Gene: drc9
Product: IQ motif containing G
Exons: 10
Coding region: 160-1050 (296 amino acids)
Biological process (GO): cilium organization
Cellular component (GO): motile cilium; cytoplasm
Molecular function (GO): protein binding
Source: RefSeq, a predicted model, not a curated record
AAGGCGCGCGCGCGCUAGCACGUGCCUGAGCCCGUCUCGUUGCCAUGGUAACACACUCAAACUAGUCACAGCUCGUGUUUAGCGUUUGUCGAGAUCUUUAACUUGACGCCAAUGGAUCCGUUUUAACGCAGGCGUCCGUCAGGAACACAACACAGCAGGAUGUCUUUGUCAGAGAUCCAGAGUCUUCGAGUUGCAGCUGCUCUCGAACACUUUGCCCACCGCCUGCAGACGCUGGAGCACAGCAUCUUACUAAAGAUCAGUGUGGAGGUAGAUGCAGCACCUGCACAGGAGAGAUCCAGUCUAAUCAAGCUGGUGAAAGAGUGCAAACUGAUGUCACAGGAGAUUUCCCAUCUGUGCCUGGAGGUGGAGCAGACACAAAGCUUCAGCUCUCUGCAGUUUUUCUCAGAGAAAAUACUCAAGAAAAUUGAACUGGAGAACAGAAAAUUGACUUUAAUGAGACAACAACAACAAAUACAAGAAAAAACUCAAGACAUUAAAAGACUGAAAUUCCAGCUGAAAAUGUUGGCAUUAAAGGUCAGUGCGAAGAAGACUUUGAGUGAAGAGCAAAACCUCAAGUUACAGUAUGAGCAGAUCCAGGAGGAGGCGCUGCAGACGGGCUCUCUGCAGGAGGAGGAGCUGGAGUUUGUAAAGAAACAGCUGGGGGAGGAGGAGCGCGCACACACAGAAUCCCAGACGUUUCUGCUCCAUCAGAACCAGGAGGUGCAGAAGGAGCUGCACAUGCGGGAGGAGCAGACGCAGCAGAAGCUGAAUGAGAAGAAGCAGCAGCUUUAUGAUGUGUGCAGAAAAAAAACACUGGCCUUAGAUAAACUGAUGGAGAUGAGGAGACAGUUCAGGGAGAUGGAACAGCUGGUCACGGAGGACAAGAAGGAGCAGCAGAGGCUGCAGGAAGAGCAGGAAAGAGUCACUGCUGCUACCAAGCUCCAGGCCUGGUGGAGGGGGUGCACAGUCCGCCGAGGCCUGGGCCCCUUCAGGAAAACGGAAGACAGCGGGAAGGACAAGAAGAAGAAGAAGAAAGGAAAGAAGAAGUGACUUUUCUCCAAUUCCUCUUUUACUCAGAUGUCAUUAUUCACGUAUUGACCAAGAAAGAAAAAUUCGUCUUUAUUGUAAAAACCUCAUGUGUGUCAAUAACAAAAACAUCCAAUAAAAAUACAUUAAAAAACAUAAAUAUCAA